Chanos chanos (milkfish) is the source of this 1689-nucleotide messenger RNA. RefSeq names its product kelch-like protein 23. Gene Ontology annotation, molecular function: protein binding. The coding region runs from base 1 to 1689 and encodes 562 amino acids. Lineage: Eukaryota; Metazoa; Chordata; Actinopteri; Gonorynchiformes; Chanidae. The record is from RefSeq and is a predicted model, not a curated record. The transcript has 3 exons.
AUGUCGACGAAAAGGCAGGAAAGCUACACCUACGACUUCUGGGAUCCUGCUCACCCCACAGAGCUCCUGAGCGCCCUUCGGGAUUUCCGUAAAGACGGUCAGUUUACAGAUGUCACACUUCAAAGUGGGACAGGACAAGUCUUCCACUGUCACCGGGCAGCACUGGCAGCUCGAAGCCCUUUCUUCUGCGUCAUGUUCAAGGCCGACAUGAAAGAGAGGACCGACGGCUUCGUGCGGCUGCCGCGGCUGGACGACGACGUUCUCGGAGCUCUGAUCGACUUUAUCUACACCUCCACCGUAACCGUGACGCAGGACAACGUGGAACGUCUGCUGGAGGCUGCCGACCUGUUGCAGUUAGGACCGGUGAAACGGGCGUGCGAGGAGUUUCUCACGCGACUCCUGGACGUGGAUAACUGCCUAGGCAUGCAAGCGUUCGCGGAACUCCACACGUGCGGAAAUCUGGAGAAAGAGGCGCGGAGAGUGGUCCUGUCGCGUUUCGAGGAGCUCAUUGGCCAAGAGGAAUUUCUGGAGAUUGGUUUUCAGCGGUUCCAAGUCAUACUCUCUGCAGAGAACCUGAACGUGAGGAGAGAAUGGACUCUUCUAGAAGCAGUGGUGAGAUGGGUCGGUCACGACAUCGCUGAACGGCUGGCGUACAUCGGUGACUUGCUGCACAGCUUGUGUCUGGACCUGGACGAGUUGCAGUUUGCCAGCGUUCUGGAUCUGCAGCGUGAUUUUCCACUUUCCGACAUGGAGAGGAUCUUCUCUGUCAUCUCGCAGAGUCUUAAACCAAAUCUUGACGUUUUAUCUCUGAGCAGCAAGAAGCCCACCGCUAGUUUGUAUAUGAUCGGCGGCUAUCACUGGCACCCUCUCUCCGAGGUACACGCCUGGAAUCCGCUAACGGACGCUUGGGUCCAAGGCACGGACAUGCCCGACCACACUAGGGAGAGCUACAGCGUGGCGCAACUGGGAGCUAACAUCUACGUUACCGGGGGAUACAGAACAGACACUACCGAGGCUCUGGACACAGUGUGGGUAUACAACGGGGACGGAGAUGAGUGGACAGCUGGGUGUAACAUGCUGUGGGCCAGGUACUACCACUGCUCUGUGGCACUUCACGGCUGUGUAUAUGUCAUAGGAGGCUACAGAGGAGGCGCUCCCACCGCAGAGACAGAGUUCUACGACCCGCUGAAGAGAAAGUGGGUGGCAGCAGCGAGUAUGGUGCAAGGAGUGGGCAACGCCACUGCCUGCGUUCUGCAUGACACCAUUUAUGUCACUGGCGGUCACUACGGCAACAAAGGAAACUGCACCUAUGAGAAGAUCCAGAUGUAUCGAGCAGAUGUGAAUGAGUGGAGCGUGGCCACGUCCUGCCCACACCCAGAAUACGGCUUGAGCUCAGUUUCUCUGAAUAACUGCCUGUAUCUGGUGGGAGGUCAGACUGGUGCCACUGACUGCUAUGACCCUGAGAGAAACAAGUGGAGCACAUUCACAGAGAUGAAAGAGAAGAGGAUGGAGUGUGGGGCCGCGGUGAUAAACGGAUGCAUAUAUGUCACUGGGGGUUAUUCACACUCUAAAGGCGCUUACCUGGACACCAUCGAGAGGUACGACCCGGAUACAGACGCCUGGGAGAUCGUUGGUAACCUUCCGAGCCCAGCACGCUCCCAUGGCUGCGUGUGUGUCUACAGUGUGUAG